UGGCGGGCGGCCGCGACGGAAGCGGAAGCGGCGGCGGCGCAGGCGCGGUGGGAGCCCGGGCCGAGGGGAGGGAGGCGCCCGCCCGAGAGCGCCAUGGAGUCGCGGGGGGAGCCGCAGCCGCCGAACAGAAUGAGCCAGGGAGACUCAAAUCCAGCCGCAGUUCCACAUGCUGCUGAAGACAUUCAGGGAGAUGACAGGUGGAUGUCCCAGCACAAUCGCUUUGUCUUGGACUGCAAAGACAAGGAGCCCGAUGUGCUCUUCGUGGGCGACUCCAUGGUGCAGUUGCUACAGCAGUAUGAGAUAUGGCGAGAGCUCUUCUCACCGCUUCACGCAUUGAAUUUUGGGAUCGGUGGAGACACCACAGGACACGUUCUAUGGAGACUGAAGAAUGGGGAACUGGAGAACAUUAAGCCCAAGGUCAUUGUUGUUUGGGUUGGAACAAAUAACCACGAAAACACAGCAGAAGAAGUAGCAGGUGGAAUCGAGGCUAUCGUGCGCCUGAUAAACACCCAGCAGCCACAGGCCAAAGUUAUUGUACUGGGCCUGCUACCUCGCGGAGAGAAGCCAAACCCGCUGCGGCAGAAGAAUGCCAAGGUGAACCACCUGCUAAAAGCCUCGCUCCCCAAGCUGCCCAACGUCCAGCUUCUGGACGUGGACGUCGGCUUCGUGCACUCAGACGGCACCAUCUCGUACCACGACAUGUUUGAUUUCCUGCACCUGACGGGAGGGGGCUACGCCAAGAUCUGCAAACCCCUCCACGAACUGAUCAUGCAGCUGCUGGAGGAGACCCCCGAGGAGAAACGAGCUGCCCUGGCCUGAGCAGCUGACGUCAGCGUCAACAGCAUCAUCCAGCCCAUCAGAUCAGUUCUGUCACUGGCACUACAGAAUCCUUCUUUCUUAAAGCACUUUCCAUUGUAGAAUGUUACCGGAUGUUCGUACCUAGUGUUUUGAGGGGGAAGGCUAAUGUUUAACUGGUCUUGUACAGAUGAGGGCCGGCUUGGUUGGUUUUAUUGCAGGAGGAAAUUAGCUGAAGAAGAGUUUUACUUUUAAACCAUUCCUCAUUUAAACCGAGAACAGGACUGUCGCUCUCUGCCCCUCUCAUGUCUUGUUGCUCUGUGGUUGUCCUAGAACCCCCUGUAGCCUGUCUCCGACAGCCCGCGCACAGCUCCUGGCUCACCGCUCCUGGCUGUAGGGAUCAUGCUCUGUGUGUUAGCCUGUGAACAAGAAUCACAUUCCACUUGCGAAAGCCAGAACAGAUGCAUUUUUCCAAACUCGGUCCCACCUUGUAAAGUUUUCUUGGCUUGGGUUUGUUGUGGUUUUUUUCGGGGUGGGAGGGGGGUUAAGUGACGCCUGUUGCUUCCUCCCUCCUUCCUUCUGAAGCAGCGCAAAACUGGAAUUCAGAAACGUAAAGAAAGGAACGGUUAACUCGCGUAACACUCCCAGGUGCUUGUUCUUGUGCUUAUUACACCGUGCCUGCUAGCUGGGGCACCUUUCCUCUCCUCCCAUGCAGCUUUCCCCGGGGGCAGCCUCAUUCGGGUGCUGCUGGCUGUCCUGUUCUCUGCUCCUGUCUCUCUGCGGUGUCGCUGGCUUUUAACAGUUGCUCAGUUUAGGAUUUUAAUUACCCGGUGAACACCGCGUGAGGCGGUCGCUUCCUCGCGACUCUGGAACCAACGGUUCACUCCUCCAAGAUGCCCCGUGCCACAGGGCUCUUUGCAGCACUCUUCGUUCUUCUCCUUUUGGUUCUUUUUUUUUUUUUAAGUAUGACUGUUACAUCCUUGUUUCCUAAAGGAAACCCAUCUGAAUAGCCCCUGUCUGCAAGGCCUAAAUCAGUCUGAAGCUUUACAGAUUCCAAGGUGUAUAUUUCGUUAUCGCUUCUGUUUUACUUUUCGAAACAUUUUAUUUGAGCAACUACAGCCUCUUACAGUAAAAGGUGAGGUCAAGGCGUAGCUUUUCCUGCCCCAGACGCUGCUCCUCGCCUCUGGCCAAGGCAGCUGGAGGGGCAGGUGCCCUCCUUCGGAGGCUGCCGCUAGGUGGGAUUUUGGUUUGGGUUUUUUUUUUCCUUUUUUGGUUACGAGGGCUGGUUGGAGUCUGCUGAGGAUGGUAUGAAAACAGCCUUUCAUUUCAAAGUGAAAGGAUCUCUUUUUUCAGAAAACACACCGGUUUGGACCCGAAAGGCAGAGCCCUAGGUGAACAGAUAACUACACUUGCAGAUAAAACAAUUUUAAACAAACUCUGUUCCUCCUUGGCUUACCUGCCGGGACGAGAGCUUGGCGGCGCUGUGCGGACCUCGGCUGCGGUUCGUGCCGCGGAUCUCUGUGCUUCUUCCCGCGUGAGCGGGGUCCGGGGUGACGCCGGCUCCUCUCAGCGGGUAAAUCGCAGAGGAACGGACAGCUUUUUAGCGGGCACUUCGUAGUGUGGUUCGAGCAAGGGGUGUUGAGGUGUCCAGGUUGCUUGCUGUGCCCUGCUGCAAUGAAGUACAUAGGUACCGUGUAUAGUCUGUCCGCCCUUUUUUAUAAUAAAGGGUGCUGGUGUUUAAUGCAGUCUAUAACCUAGCAGUAAGGAAUACUUUAAUGUCCCUACUACCUUCCCCUCUCCCUGUAGGUUUGAUCAUAGCAGGAUUUCUGCCUGGAUUGCAUGCGUAGUGUGUGUUUUGUUUCCAGUAUAUGUGAUCUACACACAGAUGAAGGAAGGAUGAAGCGUUCCACUUACCAGGAUGAGAAGUAGGAAGGCACAGAGCGCCGUGGUAGAGGAGGGAUCGCGGUUCCGCCCCCGCGAAGCAGACUAGGGAUGCUGCCUCACAGGACGGGCUUUGAGGGAACAUUGCUGUCGCUUCCGAUAAGAUGCUCACUGGAGAAGUUUGGGCAAGGGAGAGUGCAGAAUGAAACGUUAAAGAUAUGCUACAGUGGAGGGUUCCUGGGGGAAGGACGCGUUCUGCUCCCUCUGAGCUCACCAGGUUUCUAGGCUUGCGCAAAAAGGCAGCGCGCUAGUUUAAUCUAUGCAUCCCUGCUUCCCUCCCUGCUGUCGCUGCAUUUGGCUAAAGAGAUGCUAACCAGGAACGUACUCUUCCAGUAAAAAGCUCUGGCUUCUCGACUCGGCACCCAUGCGGCCUGGGCCGCGAGUCAGCCCCUCUUGGCAGGCUGCCGAGUGGACCGAGAGGCUUGGCAGGCUCCUGAGCCCGCCGCAGCGUGACCGAGGACAGCUCUGCUUCGGCUCGGCUCGCUUCGGUGCCACGCUUGCUUCGGUGCUCACGGCGCUCCUUCUCUGCUCCUGUAACCAUCUCUGAUACAUGCUGGCGCUGUGCAAAGAAAGCGAAGACGGCUUCCUCUCCGUUCAGACUUCAGCUCUGCUUGUCACUGCCCAGUAAGAAACUGUCCCGCUCACGCCUGCGAGGUUUUCUGGGAGGGCGAGGAGGAGGGAGAACCCCUCCUCGCUGACCUAGCACUACAAACCAAGCGCCUCUAUGUAGAAAAGGUUCAGUUCCGGCUCUGGAACCCCGCGGACCUGUGAGGACCAUACAGUGUGUGAAACGGGGCUGCAGCCUCCCUGCGUGCUGCCCUCCCUGCCUGCCUGCCUGCCUGGAGGCACUGCCCGCUCACUGCCCUGAGCCUUCCCCGGGACAAAAAAAUUGUGAUUCUGCUUUGGCAAAAAUGCAUCGGCUGGUAGAACUCACUCUGUUAGUGCAUAUUUCGAUAUAAAUGUCAAUGUUUCACCCCACCGUGUUGCAGCGUGUGUGUGUGUGCGUGUGCCUAGGCGCCCGCGUCUUUCCCUCCCUCCCCUCCCUCGCUGUGUUGGGUGUUGGUGACUUGUUUCAUUUCAUUUCUGCGGGGCCGUGGAAGCGGCUGGGGAGGUGCUGCCUUGCGCAGAGCUGCUGAACCAACCUCCCACCCGCAGCGUGCCCUCCCGGGGCUCCUCAGAGCCGCGCUCAGCUGGUUCCUCGCUCCUCGUGUAGUAUCUGUUCUUUUCCCCGCGCUGUCGGGGGGCUUUUCUUUCUUCGUUUUUCCUCUCCUUUCACCAUGCAGAGCUCAGGUCCUGUACCCAAAGCUGUAAGCAGCACUCUGCAGGUGAAGCUCACUGGUAUUUUGACCCUCAACAGGACAUGAGCUUGUGUUUGAUUACUCAGCGAUUUAUUUUUAAUAGCCCUGAAAUGAACAGGGCAUGCCCAUCACCACCCAACCCAACUCACAGUCGUCCCAGUGGAGGCGAUACUCAAGUUUGAGCAGCAGCUUAGGAGUCAGUUGGAAUUCUGCUUCUAGCUCCUGCAUGGGUGUCCGUCUGUCCCCGAGCAAGUCGUUCCAUCUGCUGUCAGCAUCACCACCCGUAGCCUGGAAACAACGCGCAGACUGUCUGAAAAGUGCUUUGGGAUCCUCGGCGAGAGGACCUGUAGAAAUAAAAGUGCACAAUAGCAGCA
This is a messenger RNA of Grus americana (Whooping crane), 4408 nucleotides long. RefSeq names its product platelet activating factor acetylhydrolase 1b catalytic subunit 2 (gene PAFAH1B2). The record is from RefSeq and is a predicted model, not a curated record. The coding region runs from base 94 to 819 and encodes 241 amino acids. Lineage: Eukaryota; Metazoa; Chordata; Aves; Gruiformes; Gruidae. The transcript is spliced from 6 exons.